Molecule: messenger RNA, 2148 nt
Organism: Petromyzon marinus (sea lamprey)
Lineage: Eukaryota; Metazoa; Chordata; Hyperoartia; Petromyzontiformes; Petromyzontidae
Product: synaptotagmin-11-like
Biological process (GO): calcium ion-regulated exocytosis of neurotransmitter; vesicle fusion
Cellular component (GO): synapse; exocytic vesicle; axon
Molecular function (GO): calcium-dependent phospholipid binding; phosphatidylserine binding; clathrin binding
Source: RefSeq, a predicted model, not a curated record
GACUCUGGGUGUCUCUCCCUCUCACACAGACUCUGGGUGUCUCUCCCUCUCGCACAGACUCUGGGUGUCUCGCACCAGACUCACCACACACACGCGCUCCUCCUGCUCUCGCUCGCGUCCUCACCGAGCUAAACACAGCAUCAGCAGCAGCAAAAUCAGCAGCAGCAGCAUCAGCAGCAGCAACAUAGCAGCAGCAUCAGCAGCAGCAACAUCAGCAGCAGCAUCAGCAGCCCCGUGCGGACAGCCAGAGGCACGAUGCUUGAGGUGUCCGUCUCCAAGUCCAGCCUCGACGUGUCACCAAUUGUGCUGGCACUUGUUGGCGUCACGCUGUUGGUUGUGACACUCUCAGCCUCGGCAUACGCGUGGAUCUGUUGCCUGGGUAAAACCAGGAGAGCAAGCAAAUCAUCACCCAUUAAACUUGCUCACAUUUUAAAGGGCAUAAAUGUCUACUCUGAAGAAGUGGGCGAAGUGAAGUGCUAUGAGAACAAACACGAGGUAGAACCCUUCAAGGACAACCAAAAUAGGAGCCUAAAGCCACCCGUCAUGGUUCAAAAUGUAACACUAGCCCAGUCCGGCAAUCUCACACUGGCCAGCCCCGAUGGCAACCAAAACACAAUCCGCAGCACACCCGGACUCGAACUGGGCUCGCCGCAAAACCCAUCCUGUCGCUCGUUCAGCGAGCAGAGCUCUCCGGCAAGUCGCACCGACUGCGACGGGAGAGGCGCUGAAGAUCUGUCGUCGAGCAAGAGCCCUUCCCCGUUCUCUCUUGACGGUGAAGACGUCCACCUGGGCACACUCCUCUUUGCCGUCGAGUACAAUUUCCAAAAGCAGGCAUUUGUGGUCACAAUACGGGAGGCGCGCAGUCUCCCCGUAAUGGACGAUCAGACGGGCAGCUCUGACCCAUAUGUGAAAAUGACCAUCUUGCCUGAUAAGAAGCACAAGAUCAAAACACGAGUGCUCAGGAGAACGCUGGAUCCCAUGUUCGACGAAACGUUUACCUUCUAUGGCAUUGCCUACAAUCAGCUCCAGAGUCUCGUCUUGCACUUUCUCGUUCUGAGCUUUGAUAGAUUCUCCCGAGAUGACGUUAUUGGUGAGGUGAUGGUGCCCUUGGCUGGAAUUGAUUUGAGUCCCGACAAGGUCUUUUUGAGCCGAGACAUCACAAAGAGAAAUGUACAGAAAUCGGUGGGCCGCGGAGAGAUCCUGGUCUCGCUGUGUUACCACCCAGCGGCGAGCAGACUAACUGUGGUUGUGCUGAAGGCAAGGCACCUUCCAAAAACAGACAUCGUCGGUCUCUCAGACCCAUACGUGAAGGUGAACAUAUACAGUGGGAAACGACGGUUCGCCAAGAAGAAGACGCACGUCAAGAAGUGCACGCUGAACCCCGUCUUCAACGAGUCGUUUGUGUUUGAGCUGCCCGAGGAAGGCCUUUCUGACCUGGCCGUCGAGCUCACAGUGGUGGACUUUGACCGCACCACCAAGGACGAGGUGAUUGGGAGGCUGGCCCUGGGGCCUGGCACUGAGCACUGGCGCGAGGUUUGUGAGAAUCCGCGCCGCCAGAUCGCCAAGUGGCACCCGCUGAGCGAGUGCUGACCGCAGCGACAACUGGGCCCUCUGGAAGGCCACAGCAAUCUGUAGCAGCGGUUUUGUUGAUUUCAUUUUAUUUGCAUAUCUAUGUGUAUAUAUUAUUGAGAGUUGCAUCAAAAUUUAAUGGGCUGGAAAUGGAAACUUUUGAGCCACUUUAUAGAUAGAAACGAGGUCGUGGAGACCAGGUUUUAGGCCACUGGGUACACUAAAUGUGUUUUUAUAUUUUACUGAACAUCACUGUGGAUCAAUAAUGAGUAAAGUUUAGCUUAUAAUAGUUUUAGCAGUCCAUUAAAAAUGUUAUGCCUUUAUACAUUUCAGCUUAAGAGGCAACAUAAAAAUCCUCUAAAUUUUUCUGGCCUGGAAAAUUGACGUUGCGUUAUUUCCAAAUUUAAUAUUUGACAUUUCACGCAUAGAUAUAUUCCACACAUCUUGAAACAUAUGCCAUUUUGCAAUACCAUUAAAAAGGACAAAUAUUUGACUAAAUAGUGGAGCAUCAUUGUCUCUGUCACGAAAAUAAUUUGAUGACAUAACGAAACAAACUCAUAUUGAUCCACAGAAGUAGAC